Molecule: messenger RNA, 1125 nt
Organism: Lecanosticta acicola
Lineage: Eukaryota; Fungi; Ascomycota; Dothideomycetes; Mycosphaerellales; Mycosphaerellaceae
Source: the annotation of a GenBank genome assembly
AUGGCCAACCUGUUCGGAACCCUGAAUCGCUUCAUCUCCCGUCUCGACUCCGACCCCAACGCCGCCCUCCAAGCCGGCGGCAACCGCCCUUCUCAAUCGUCCCAACAAGGAGGAACAUCCAACCAUUACGGCUUCCAGAUCCUCCGCAACACAAACCCCACCACUCUCCCCCUCGAGCCCUGGUUCGAUUUCAUCAUCGGCAUCAACGGCCAUAAUAUCGACAAUCCGGACCCCCAACUCUUCAUCACAGAAGUACGAAACUGCGCCGGAUCGACCAUCUCCCUCGGUGUCUUCGGGGCCAAGGGGAGUGCGAUUCGCGAAGUCUACGUUUCCGUCCCACCCGCGGACGCACCCUUGGGGAUCGCGCUCCAAUGGGCUCCCUUGAGCGGGAGUGAGGACGUCUGGCAUAUUCUGGACGUGAUGCCGAAUUCUCCCGCGGACGUAGCUGGACUGCUGCCCUAUUCCGAUUACGUGAUCGGAUCACCGGAGGGACUGCUACACGGGGAUGGAGGGCUGGGUGGUCUGGUGGAGAGGUUCAUGAAUUCGCCGUUGCGGCUGUACGUGUACAAUCAGGAAUACGACGUCUGUCGCAUGGUCACCAUCGUUCCGGCGAAGAAUUGGGGCGGCGAAGGUGCUCUGGGCUGCGUGUUGGGAUAUGGUGCUUUACAUCGCAUUCCGGCUCCGUUGACGGAGGGACCAGCUGCUGGGCCGGGCGAGACGCUCUUCUCUACAGACGAUCAGAACAGUCACAACGCUUCGUUGCCACCAACCCAACCGGACGCUACGCCGCAAGGAGGAGACUUCUUCGUCCCAGCGAACAACAUGACUUCUCCAUCGCCAGGUGGUCCGCCUCCUGCGUCAGCAGCAGCAACAGGACCACCUCCGAUGGGCGCAGGAAAACCUCGCAAGGCUCGUGCACAUCAUACCCCGGCGUCAGUAUUGGAUGAUUACUUUGCCGAAGGAGAGCAAAAGAGUCGUGAGCUCGAAGGAAGUUCUCCGACGCCCAAGACGACUGGAGGAUUACCGCCACCCCCCAAGGCAGGAAGUGGACUACCAAAGGCUUCAUCUCCGGCUCCACCAGCAGCGACAGAGAAGGAAGGAGACGAAGCAGAAGAUGCUGCCUGA